CUCUCUGAGUGAACACAAACCAUCAACUCCGUUGUCAUCUGAUCGUUAAGCACCGUCAUCCCGGGGAAACAUGUCAGACCGGUGAGGCGGUUUGCGUGUGUGUGUCCGUCUCUCGGUGAGGUUAGAGAGAGCCGCGGCGGUGUUUGAAGGGACCGGAGGCGAUGGCGCCGGUUCCUCGGAUGGAGCUGGUCGGUAAACGGUUUGUGUGUGUGGGUGACAGCGGCCGCGAGCUGGACGUGUCCAGAAUCCAUGAAUGGCACUGGCGAGCCGGGGUGAUCAGAGCCGUCUCCUACAGAGAGUCUUCCAACAGAGAGCUGUCGGUAUAUGUGGAAUUCGAUGAUCUAGAAUGGGAAAAACGUGAGUGGGUUAAAGUUUAUGAAGAUUUUAAGAUUUUUUUGGUGGAACACCAGCUGGUCUGGGCAGAGAGAAAGAACCCCAACCAGACUCAGGGAUCAAAAAGUAAGCAGGUUCAGUGGCCUGCUUUGACAUUCAAGUCUGUAGUGGGAAAGGCUGUGCUUCAUUUAUUAAUUGCAAUAGAAUUCUUUGUGGAUAAACAACUGAAUUUUAUACCUGGGGAUAGUGCCUUCCAGCUCUACCAGGACGACAUAGACAGCCUGAGCCCAGUUCUCAGGGACAACCCUCCACUUCAUGAAGAGGUGAAAGCCUGGGUUAAAGAACAAAAAGUUCAGGAGAUUUUUAUGCAAGGUCCCUAUUCAUUGAACGGCUAUAGAGUACGAGUGUACAGGCAAGAUUCUGCCACCCAGUGGUUCACUGGUAUCAUUACUUACCACGAUCUUUUAAGUCGCACUAUGAUCGUUAUGAAUGACCAGGUGCUAGAACCACAGAAUGUUGAUCCAUCUAUGGUACAAAUGACUUUUUUGGAUGAUGUUGUUCAUUCUCUGCUGAAAGGUGAAAACAUAGGCAUUACAUCAAGGCGAAGAUCUCGUUCCAGUCAGAAUAAUCCAGCAAUUCAUGGUCAUUAUACACGUGCACAAGCCAAUAGUCCCCGACCGAUGAUGAAUUCCCAGACCACAUCGGGAAAGCAGAAUCAGCAUCAGCAAAAAAUCAUUCGUUCAAACAAAAGGAAAGAAUCUGAUAGCAGUAUACCAGAUGAAGAUAAGAUAAAGGAGGAGAAAUGUGAGAAUCCUGUAAAAGAAGAAUCUUCAAAGAACAAAAUAAAGCAGUCUGUUAAUAAAAGGAGAAAGCAAGAAGAGGGUGAAAAGCAAGUGACUUUGGAAACGCUGAAAACAGUUUCUAACUCUGAUACUGAAAGCAGUGAGUCUGAAAACUCUAGUAAUAAAGUCAUUUUGGAUUCUUCCUCUGAGCAAAGUUCAGAAAAAGAACUGGAAAAUAAAAUCAUUUCUGAUAACACUAAAGAUGAAGGCAAGUCCCAGGAUGACACAGGAACAGAGGAACAGAUGGAAAUUGAUUGGUCAUCUCCCUGUGAUGAAAGGCAGGAGGUAAUGACUGACAAUGGAAUACAGAAGCCAGAACAUGCUGAUACGCAAAUUGACCCCCAAAGUAUAGAGUUUGGUCGACAACAGAGUAUAAAAUUGCAAGAAGUGAGUCCAAGGUGCACUGUAAAAGUAAAAACAACCAGUGAAUCUUUGUCUUUGGAAUCUUCAUCAGAAACCACACAAAAACCAUCUGUACAGAACUCUGUAUCUGAUGUCAGUAAUGGAACUUUACCAGACAAUCUGCUUAACAAAACUGUCAACAUCCCUCCUCAUGGCCUUACAUCUCAGAACUUGGAAACAAACCUCAGUACUCCAAUGCAUCUGAUUGUGAACAAACGUACUUCAGACUUUCAGAAAUCAGCAGCAGAGCUGCAUCUGAAUAAUAAAAUUAUCUCUGAAGACAAAUCUGAAGCUCAUGCAUUCUCAACUGUUAAGGAAACCAAUAAUAGAUCAGAAAAGGAAAAAUCUGCUAAUUCCUCAGGACAAGAACCCACUGCUUCUUACAAAAACAAACCAAAUAAAACGAACACUUUACCUGAUACUCUGAAGCCUAAAGUCGCUUAUCCUUGCAACCCAGCUGCUUGUAUCACCAAGCCAACAACAAGAUGUAAAAAUGACUCAAGAUCCAGCCUCCAACUUGUGGGCUCAAAGACUGUUAUGGAAACUACAAAAAGCCCUUUAAUUGUUGAUAAGAAUGAACGCUUUACAGUUUACAGGGAUCCAGCCUUGGUUGGACAUGACACAGGGGCUAAACCUUUGUCUCCAUAUUUGCACCCACAUCUUCAUCCUCUUCAUACCUCAUCGCAUUCAUCUUCCUUGACCACAAAUAGUUCUCAUCCAGCCCUAAGAGCAGCAUCGCAUCAUGUUUCCAGUUCACCACGGACUUCCGUGUCAAGUAGUGCUCAUAUUCUCAGUAGUGGCUCGCCCCAUUCAGUUCACUCUACCCACCACCUUCCAUCUGUCUUACCAGGAGUUCCAUCGGGGCCUUUGGUGUGUGGGCAUUUAGAUUCUGUGCAUGUAAGAAAUUUAAAUCCCUUAACACUGGCUCACCAUCAGCAGUUUUUACAGCAACAGUCAUCUCCGCUCCUUGGCCAGACCCAUCCAUCUGCUUAUAACCAACUUGGACUCUAUCCAAUAAUCUGGCAGUAUCCAAAUGGCACUCAGUUGUCUCCAGGGUUGAGUAUGACCUCAUCUAAGUGGGUCCACCCUGAUAACCCUCUGAGUGCUGAAGCUUCUUUGAGGAGGAAUACAUCCAGUCCUUGGCUACCUCAGCACACCAGUGUGUCCUCAGCUGACAGUCUGGGAUUACUAAGCCACAUCCCGGUGCGCCCUGCCAGUGCUGAACCUCAUCGACCCUUGAAAUUGGCUUCACAUUCUAGUCCACCUCUGUCAAAGGCAACUGUAGUUUAUAAGAAAGAAGAAAUUGACAAGAAAAAUGUAGUUAAUGCCAAACAUUCUGUCACUGCUGCUCAAACGAAGCUUGAAUUUAACCAUGAUAGACUUUCACAUGGACGAGAAAGUCAGCUGGCUAGAGGGUUUACAAGCACUGCCUUUUGUCAGAAUAAGGAGAAGAGAUCAGCACAGGAACCAAGUGACAGUCACAAUAAAUAUAAUGAAGAGAGACGGCGGAUUCUGCAGGAGAGUAUUGAAGUCGCUCGUUUUGCUUCUACAAUCAAGACAAAUGAAGUUGUUAAAGAUUCCUAUUCCAGAAUACCAUCUUUGCCUACUGAUGGUCCAAAAUCUCAGAACAUAAAACAAGGUGGAGAAAUGGAGCAUUGUGCAAGAGAACUUUAUACAUCAAAGAAUUCACUAGCACAUUCUAUGCCUCAGAGCAACUAUUUUACUACUUUGUCGAAUAGUGUUGUAAAUGAGCCUCCAAGGCUAUAUCUGUCUAAAGACAUAAUACAUCCAUAUGCUGAGAAAACAAAUUCUUCAACACCUAUUCUUUCGUAUAAUAAGACUCUGUCCAAACCACCACCUCUUAUUAAACAUCAGCCUGAGUGUGAGGGUUUAGUUGGCAAAAUUACAGAGCAAUUUUCCCACCAAAUUACAUCUCAGCCUCAGAGCACAAAUAAUAACGAUCAUGGGAGAACCAGAGAACAAUUAGCAAUUUCACAGUCAAACCCUCUGAAAAGUAUGCCAUCUUUACAUAGGGCUCCAGUUUACCAUCCUCCAUCUCAUCCCAUUAUAGAACGCAAAGAAGGUAAUUAUCGCAACCUAUCCCCACCAACCCUGACUCCAGUACAACCUGUGAAUGCUGCUAAGAUUUCUGAUCUCCAGAAACCUCCAACUUUACUCCCAGAACCAAGGAUUGAUGGGAAAAUUUGUAUUCAUAAUCCUGUAGUUUCCUCACUAGAUGUCUGGAAAACUGGUGUUGGAAACCUUGGUAAAUCAGUUUGUCACUUAGAGAAAAGCGGCAACAAAGUUGCUCCAGCAUCUGUUAUUGUAAGACCAUCUUCCAUUGCCAAGCAAGAACAUAAAGGCAAUAUUCAAAACAACUUAAAGAACUCUGGAAGAGGAAGUGUAUUGAUGCAAUCAAAUCUAAUAGAGGACCUAAACUCAUCAAAAGUCAAAGACAAAUGGAGAAUCAAUGUACCUGACAUGAACUUGGACACUACAGGUGCAGAGCAUGAGAAAAACUUUAAAGCUUCAUGUUCAGACAACGGCACAAAAUCUGUUGUUGAAAGCAACUCAUGCAAUAGCAUGAUCAACCCCAUAGCUCCUGCCACAGCAAGUAAAAUUUUGAGUAGCAGUGAAACAAGUAUAACCUAUUGUUCCUCUUACAUCACAAUCACUAACAGUAUAGAAGGGCAAAUUAUUCCCAAAACUUCAAAUCAUUUCGGAACAGGGACACAGGAAUGUAAAAUUAAUACCACAUCCGCUGUAGUUUUCUCAACAGCUGCUGCCAGAACAGGAAACACUACACAGAAUAACACAGGAGCCUCAAGUACAACUGAUUAUUACCAGCUGAAAAAGCAUAAGGCAGCAUUGGCUAUGGCCCAUUCGGCGAGUACUACUGCUAAUAACAACGAGUCAACAAGCCUUAAAAGUGUAAGAAGUGCUUCAUCUCUCUCUCCUAAUAAUACUGGAAUAAUAGAUGUGUCUUAUAAAACAAGUUCUGUAACCAAUGGCCAGAUUGCUCAAUCCAGCCAACCUGGUUAUCACACAAAACUUAAAAAAGCCUGGUUGACUAGACACUCUGAAGAAGACAAAAAUACAAGUAAAGUGGAAAAUACCGAAACCGCAGGAAAAGAUGCCAAAAAGCUAGUUUUGGUUAAUCCAUCAACUUCCAUAUCAAAUGAUGUUGACAAAACAGGUCAAUCUGAGGAAGAAAAAACUGAGCAGGAAGGGCGAAAAACAAGAAGAGGAAUAAAAAGAAUAUAUGAAUCUGGAUCUGAAAGUGAUGUUUCAGAUGAAAGUGAGAAUAAAUCUGAGCAUAGGGUCAAGCGUCAACCUAAGCCAACUUAUAAAAAGAGGCAAAAUGACUUGCAAAAGCGAAAAGCUGAUACUGAGAGAGAAGAGGAAGAAGUCAAACCUAAUGGUACUUUAUACAGAAUUACAAAAGAAAAGGAGAAGAAUAAAAUUAAACUUCAGAGUGAUGGUUUACCACGGUCAGUGUUGAAGGAUUGGCGGAAAGUUAAGAAACUUAAACAAACUGGAGAACCUUUUCUGCAAGAUGGCUCAUGCUCUGAGAUAGCACCAAAUCUUCAAAAGUGUAGAGAAUGUCGUAUGGUACGUUACAGGAAAAAUGAGGAGUUCAGUCAGUCAGCAGUAUUCUGCAGAUUCUACUAUUUCCGUCGACUGGCAUUCAGUAAGAAUGCAGUAUUAAGGAUAGAUGGAUUUUCAACUCCAGAUCAGUAUGAUGAUGAAGCAGUAAACCUGUGGUUACCCAGUGAUUCCAUGGAUUUGGACAUAGAAUCUUCCAAAUACAUUUUGAGAAAUAUUGACGAUACAUUUUAUCAAAUAGAAACAUCUGAGAAGACUGCUAUGAGUUGGCUUAAACACGAUGCCAAAAUAGCCUGGAAGAGAGCAGUAAAAGGAGUUCAGGAAAUGUGUGAUGCAUGUGAAGCCACAUUGUUUAACAUCCAUUGGGUUUGCCAGAAAUGUGGAUUUGUGGUCUGUUUGGACUGCUAUGAAGCAAGGGGAAGAAGGGGUUCUAAAGUUGAUAAGGAACCCUAUGUCUGGUUGAAGUGUGUCAAAGGCCAAGUUCAUGAUACAAAGAACCUGAUGCCCACGCAGAUUAUUCCAAGCACUGUCUUAACAGAUAUUGGAGACAUGAUGCGUUCUUUUGAAGCUAGCUGGGGAAUUGUUCCACAUGAUCCCUCUACUAGUGAACAAAAUGUACAACUUGCCAAACUCUGCACAGCUAAUGGGAUCUCACAGGGUGUCCUAAAUCAGAAUACCAUUAUCUCAGUGGCUAAACAGCCCUCUGCAAGUGAAAAUCCAAAGACCAAUGGCAGCUCCACCAGCCCUCAGAACAACAUCACUACUGAAAAAACCAAAGAACUACCUGUGUCCAAGGCAGUGAAGAUUAAAUUAAACCAGCUUGAUAAAACAGAAGAUUGCAAAACUACUGCUGUGUGUUUCAGUAAUGAACAUGGCUCAACUCUACGAGAUUUGCUUACCUCAACAGCUGGAAAAUUACAGUUUGGCUCAACUGAUGCUGGCAUUGCCUUUGCCCCAGUCUUCUCUGCAGGAACCCCUACUGGGAGAGGAGCAAGAAGCAUGCCAAACCUCUUGGAUGACAUAAUUGCAUCAGUAGUGGAAAAUAAGAUUCCAGCAAGUAAAUCAGUGAAAUUAUGUGGAAAAGAAGAAACAAAGCAGAAUUUACAAGAAACCAAAAAACUUAACACAGAAACAAUCAGCAAAAAUCAUUCUGAAGUACCACAUUCUUGGCUUUGUGAUGGGUUUUUACUCUGGCUCCAAGAUCCUAGAAAUCCUAACAAUUGGAAGAUAUUCAGGGAAUGCUGGAGACGCGACCAGCCUGUACUUGUAUCUGGUGUGCACAAAAAACUAAAUUCUAACAUUUGGAAACCUGAAAGCUUUUGUGAGGAAUUUGGAGACCAGAAGGUUGACCUAGUUAACUGCAAAGAUGGCAGUAUAAUCUCUAACACAAAAAUUCAAGACUUCUGGGAUGGUUUUGAAGAUAUAACAAAACGAAUCAAAUCUAAAAAUGGGGAAUCCAUGUUACUGAAGAUGAAGGAUUGGCCCUCUGGUGAUGAUUUCAGAACUGUGAUGCCUUCCAGGUUUGAUGAUCUUAUGAAAAAUUUGCCACUACCAGAGUAUUGUGAUCCAGAAGGAAAUCUGAACUUGGCAUCCCGAAUCCCAAGUUUCUUUGUACGACCAGAUUUGGGGCCAAAACUAUAUGGUGCUUAUGGGCAAUCAACCAUUAAGGAACAUGGAACGACCAAUCUCCACCUAGACAUUGCUGAUGUAAUCAAUGUGCUUGUUUAUGUUGGUGUGCCAAAAGGAAAUGGGAACAAUCACAGAGCAGCUAUCUUGAAAAAAAUUGAGGAAGAUGAAAUUGAUGACACCACAAAGAAACGAUUGAAGGAUGGGGACGAGCUUCCAGGUGCUUUGUGGCAUAUCUUUUCAGCCAAAGAUACCCACAAAAUUAAGGAAUUUCUACAAAAGACUCAUGAGGAUCAGGGUCAAGAAUCGCCCGACCAUGAUCCGAUCCGGGAUCAGACCUGUUACCUAAAUAAGAAACUGCGCCGAAGACUCUAUGAAGAAAGUGGAAUACGCAGCUGGUCCAUCUUCCAGUUCUUGGGUGAUGCAGUCUUAAUACCAGCAGGAGCACUUCGUCAGAUGCAAAGUAUUCACAGUUGCAUUCAGGUCUCUGAAGACUUUGUAUCACCAGAGCAUUCGAUGCAAUCUUUCCAUCUCUCACAGGAACUGAGGCACCAGUCAAAACAUGAGCUAAACUAUGAGGAUAAACUGCAGGUAAAAAACAUAAUAUACCAUUCAGUUAAAGAUGCUGUGGGAACCCUGAGAACGCAAGAAGAAAAGAUGUUGAAUACAUCACAGAAUGCUUAAUGUUUUUUGUAGUUUUCUGACUUUAUAUGAUCCUUUGUUUUAAAAAGAUACAUCAGCAGUGCCAAGCAAAUUUGUUUUUGUGGUUAACAACCAUGUUGUGGCUACUGUAACAAAUUGGCCAAUGCGUCAAAAUUAAUAUACAGGAAACUAGCACUGUGCUGUUCCAUGUAUUAUAUUGUACAUUUUUUUAAAAAAUGAAAAUGUAUUUAUUUUUGGACAAAGUGUUACAGAAUUUUAUGCUGUAUUGUAGAUCUAAUGUAAACAUGAUUUGUACAGUUUUAGUUUGCUAAAAUGGAUAUUUUUCACUACAUUGAGACAGUUACUGUGAGAAGGCAGAUGCGAUUAUUAGCUAUGCCUAAUUUUUUUAAUUGCUGAAUCGCACAGCUAUCCAUGUCAUAUCUUAAAAUACUGCCAAAUAAGAUACGUUCUGAAGUUCUUUACAAUAUAAAUUGACUGGAUACGUAUACUACACACAUCAGCCUUUUUUAAGUAUUCAUUGUAAAAUUAAAGCAAUUACAGAGCUGUAAUUUAUUCAAAAAGUUGUCUUGUUAGAUUUGUUAUGGUGAACUUUUGCAAGCAAAAUGACUUAUUACCAAGAAAGUUGAUAUUCUGUGUAAAUACAUAUAAAUAUAUACAUUCAAUUAUGUAUUUUUUUAAAACAUAGCUUGCUUCAGUUUGUUCAAGUACGAGUGUUACAUGC
Molecule: messenger RNA, 8193 nt
Organism: Hemiscyllium ocellatum (epaulette shark)
Lineage: Eukaryota; Metazoa; Chordata; Chondrichthyes; Orectolobiformes; Hemiscylliidae
Gene: jmjd1cb
Product: jumonji domain containing 1Cb
Exons: 26
Coding region: 162-7493 (2443 amino acids)
Biological process (GO): regulation of transcription by RNA polymerase II
Cellular component (GO): histone deacetylase complex; chromatin
Molecular function (GO): transcription coregulator activity; histone H3K9 demethylase activity; chromatin DNA binding
Source: RefSeq, a predicted model, not a curated record